This is a messenger RNA of Dichotomopilus funicola, 549 nucleotides long. RefSeq lists its product as uncharacterized. The transcript is spliced from 3 exons. NCBI's taxonomy places the organism in Eukaryota, Fungi, Ascomycota, Sordariomycetes, Sordariales, Chaetomiaceae. The record is from RefSeq and is a predicted model, not a curated record. Bases 1 to 549 code for a protein of 182 amino acids.
AUGCUGCUCACCUCGGGGCAAGUAUCCAUAGCCGUCUCAUCCGGAAUUAUCUUCUUAUGCACCGCCGCCCUCUUCCUCAGCGGCUAUGCACUCCAGCAACGCACCCUAAGAGAUCUACGGCAGGCCAUCAAACCAGCGCCACGCCCAUCACCCAAGAUAUUCCUCCCUGAUCGGUUUAAGCAGUCGACAACAGAGUUACCAGACGGGACAGUCAUCAUCCUCGACGACGGGAAGAGCGAUAGCAACAGCAAGUCAAACGAUCAAACCGUUAUCCAGGUCGUCAAGUCCCCGCCGGCAGAGGACAAACAACCCACCAAGACGACCACUUCCGGGAAUGGCGGGAAGGCCGAGAGCCAGGCUAAAUUGGUGGGACCCCUCAACAAACAGGACAGUGUCGAAAAGCAGGACGGGAACGAUGGGAAACUGCAAGACGACGCGGAGGAGCAGAAACCGAUGAGUCGAGCUGAGCGGCGGCGGCGGAUCAAGGAGGAGAUUAUGAAGCUUUCUCAGGGUCAGGAGAGGGGGUAUUACCAACGUCGGUUGUGGUAA